Messenger RNA from Cuscuta epithymum, 1268 nucleotides. Lineage: Eukaryota; Viridiplantae; Streptophyta; Magnoliopsida; Solanales; Convolvulaceae. The record is from the annotation of a GenBank genome assembly.
CCCAACACACACAAGCCGCUCUUCUCCUUGUCCAAAUAUCGGAUGAGUUAAGAAGAGUUGGGUCAAACUUCUCCAAAAUCAACUGAAAUACAGAGUGUUCGAAUCCCAAAUCCCGUUGUAAACUCCAUUAAGAGAUCUAUAUCGCCCCCGUUGAUCCGUGCGGUUUUUUCAUCUUCGAUUCGAUGACGGUCAGAACAGUGAAAGUAAGCAAUGCUUCUUUAGGUGCUUCUGAGCACGAUAUCAAGGAGUUCUUUUCAUUUUCAGGAGAAAUCGAGUAUGUGGAAAUGAAAAGUGCUGAUGAACGCUCUCAAAUCGCUUACGUAACUUUCAAGGAUCCUCAAGGUGCAGAGACUGCCGUGCUUCUUUCAGGAGCUACAAUUGUUGAUCAGUCAGUCACUAUAGUUCUUGAUCCUGAAUACAAGAUUCCAAUCGAGGCUUCGUCUGCACCAAUUGUUACAGAAAGCCAGAAUGUUAGUGGCGGUGCUGGAUCAGCAAUCCAGAAAGCAGAAGAUGUGGUUAGUAGCAUGCUGGCGAAGGGUUUUGUACUGGGCAAGGAUGCAGUUAAUAAAGCCAAGUCUUUUGAUGAGAAGCACCAGUUCACUUCCACUGCCACGGCCAAAGUCGCUGCUCUGGACCAAAAGAUUGGGCUUACAGAGAAGAUUGGUUUGGGAGCAACAAUCGUUAAUGAAAAGGUCAAAGAAGUUGACCAGAAGUUUCAGGUGUCCGAGAAGACAAAGUCUGCCUUUGCGGCUGCUGAACAGACAGUUAGCAAUGCCGGUUCUGCAAUUAUGAAGAACCGAUACGUUCUCACUGGGGCAACUUGGGUGACCGGAGCGUUUAAUCGGGUCACCAAAGCUGCUGGGGAAGUGGGCCAGAAGACAAAGGAAAAAGUGGAUGGAGAAGUUGCAAAGGAAGGUUAUGUGGGGUUACAUGCUUCGGAAGAACCCCCAAAGGCUUCUUCCACUGAUGAUUCGAAGAAGAAGCCUUCCACCGUUGAGGGCUUAAUCCUGUGAAUUUGUCAAUGUAAAACCCCAGUUCUUUAUGAGCAUGUUUUCUUAGGAGGUUUCCAGCCAUUUUAACUUAUAUUUACUGCUUGGACUUUUGAACUGUAAUUGUGUCAUGUCAUGUGACUUAUACAUGUUUUUAUACCUUUUUAAACAAAACUUGUUUAAUAUUUCAAUGGAUAGUGUUUAUAGUAGUACUCCGCAUAUGAAAAGCCAUUGGUGUUAACGACCUGCAAUAAACUAUGCUGCUAUGCAAGAUGUAUU